This is a messenger RNA of Eurytemora carolleeae, 1055 nucleotides long. RefSeq names its product putative ankyrin repeat protein RBE_0319. Lineage: Eukaryota; Metazoa; Arthropoda; Copepoda; Calanoida; Temoridae. Bases 166 to 999 code for a protein of 277 amino acids. Gene Ontology annotation, molecular function: protein binding. The record is from RefSeq and is a predicted model, not a curated record. The transcript has 11 exons.
CAAGCAAAGUAUAUAUUGAUAUAUUUAAAUUAAAAAUGAUCUGAAUUAGGGUAUUCGUGCCUUAUCACUGCCUGCUAUCAGAACCAACUUCAGUUAGUUAAGAUUUUGUUGAAUCGAGUGGAUUUAGACACUACCUGGCAAUCUAAGGACGGAGACAGUUUACUGAUGAUGUGCUGUGUCCGGGGGUACACGGAGAUAAUUGAAACUCUGCUCACUAGGACGGAUUUGGAUAUAAACCAUACAGGACAGCGAGGGUUGUCUCCCCUGAUGCUUAGCUGUGUUGAAGGCCAUGAAGAUAUAGUUCGGGUGCUUCUCCACCAUCCUAAUAUCAAUAUUAAUCUCCAGGGCAAGGAUGGAGUAACAGCCCUCGGCCUCGCCUGUCUCAGAGGAGAUCUGGGAAUUGUAAAAAUGCUUCUGCAGAAACCAGAACUAGAUAUAAACAUUAGAAGUUCCGACGGUGUUUCACCGUUUACCGUUUCUGUGAUAAAAAACCAUAUUCAGUUGAGCAACCUUCUUUUAACCAGACCUGACCUGAACCUGAGUGUAGAAGAUACUGAACCUGGUCUAGAUCCUCUUCAUAUUGCAGCCUGUAAAGGACAAGUUCAACUAGUUAGAGAUUUAAUAUGUUUUGGUUGUAAUAUUAAUAGAAGACAUGGCUCAUCCUUUACAGUUAUACCAGCUGUUAUUAUGAAAUGUCAGGAUAUAAAUAAGAUGCGAAGUAUCCUUGAACUACUGAUAUCUGCUGGUGCACGACCUACCCUGGAUCAUGUAACUAUCGCCGUAUUGAGAGUUCCUGAUGUCUAUCCUCUAAUCUUCAAAGCCAUGGUUUCUCCUCUUUCUUUACUCAAAUCCUCAAGACAAGCUGUAUUCAAUCAACUAAGAAUUGUGUCAGAGGGGAGGAAUAUUGGUGGUCUAGUAGAUCAAUUGAAUACUGAGAUACCAGCAACACUAGUACAGUUUCUCAAAUUUGAUCAACCUCUAGGCAAUGACAUCCAAUAGUUUUUUGAAUUUUUUUUUUGUUGCUUAAAAAUUGAUUCGCGCAUUUCUGCAUCAGU